UAUAGAAAAAAGACAUCGAUGUAGACACCAAAUUCACUAAUAUAUCAUCACCGCAUACGACGCCGCCGCCGCCUCUUGUGCCAUUGUAAAGCCCUAAUGGUUCCAUCCUCCGCCGUGGUCUCGCCGAAACCAUCGAUCCCAGAAGGAGAUGAUGAGGAGUACGAGAUCGUGUACGAGGAAAUCGAAGUGGAAGAGGAGAUUGAAGUCGAAGAAGAGGUAGAGGAAGAAGACGAUCUCGGAGCCGAUCAUGUCGAAAAUGGAGGGGAUGUUGAAAUUGGAGAGGAUCUAACUGCUUCGAGCCUAAAAAAUCUGGAAACUGAUACUGGUAAGAUUCUAGAGCUUGAUGAGCAGAAAGACCAUAGACAAUCAAGUUCCUUUACUGAAGAAUUUUUGGUUUCAAAAAUUGGAGAUGUGAAACCUUUUGAGUCUCGUGAAAAAGAAGAAUUAUACGGCAAUGGGGGAGAAAUCUCUAAAUACAAUCAGGAAAGGAUACCUUUGAAUGACUGUGCAGAAGUAAAUCAUGCCAAAACCUCUCCUUCCAUUGGAGAUGUUAAUGCCACAUCCACAAUGGAUAAUGCUUCUGGGGAGAAUGAUAGUGCUAUUGCAUCAAUCAUGGAAAAAACCGACCAGACUGCUUUAGAAGGUGUUGGCAAUAGAUCACCCAGGUUGCAUGCUGCAAAAAUAAGGUUUAGGGAUCCUUCACCUAGUGCUGAAAUUGAUCGUGAGAGCAAAAAAAUAAGGAUGGUGUGUGAAUUUCAUGCCAAAGGAUGGUGCGUGAAUUUCAUGCCAAAGGAUGGUGCAUCAGAGGAAAGUCUUGUAGAUUCCUUCACACAAAGGAAGCACCAGAUGCAGUGAUAAUAAAAAGUUAAGCCUUGGGGAGGGAAGCAGCAUCUUCUAGUGCAUUUAUUCCACCCCUACAAAGUGGGGACGCAAAUUUAAGUAGUGAGACAGAAAAGCUGGUUCUUCCUGAAGAUGGUACCUAUCCGGGUGCUCCUACCCGGGAAGAUAGGAGUGUCAGGCACAACUUAUGUCUGGAUAAUUGCCAGAACUAUGGCAGUCCUCCUGUCCAAGGAAUUGUAAAUGCUAGAGAUGGUCUGGAGCAUCAUGCUUACAUAUCAUCUUCAAUGCAACAAAGUAUUCCGCAAGCUUUUCGUUCUGAAUCAGAUUCUCUGUUGCGUGAUGGUAGUUUCAGGGAACCCAAGCCACCCAAGUUGGAGGCUACUUUCUCUUCUUUUGAUUGGCAGCUAUCUGCUCCUUUCUGCCCAUCUCAUGAGAUAACUCGAAGCAUAUUGCUGAAAGAAUGUGGCUAUGACAGCACUGAUCAGAAAUAUGUUAUGGAUAUCCAGGUGAUAUUUUCACAUUCUGGCCAGGGAUCAUCUGAUAAGAAUGUAACUGUUCAGUCAAGCAGUCCUCAAGGGGAGGAAAAACUUUUGAAUUAUGUUCUUGCUGGUGAUAAUGGGAAGGAAAAUAUAUUGAGCUCUAGCAAUGAUGAUAAAGUGAAACUCAAUAAGACAGUGGAUGGAACAAUAUCUGAAGUUGGCGGAUCAGGCACAAAACAUGAUAUUGAAGCUGACUUUAGGCAAGAUGAUCAUGUGCAAAGUGAUACGAAGGCUUUCAAAUAUUUCCAAUCUGCACUAAUAGAAUCUGUGAAAGAAUUAGUGAAACCAACUUGGCGGGAAGGCUUUCUAAGCAAAGAUGCCCAUAAAUUGAUUGUUAAGAAGGCUGCCAACAAGGUUCUUAGUUCUUUGCCAGCCCACCAAAUUCCUAGCACAGAAGAAUCUGUCCAGUCAUAUCUUUCUUCAUCUCAGCCAAAACUUGCAAAGCUAGUUGAGGGAUACCUCAAUAUUUAUGGCAAAAUUUGAGAAUGUUGAAUGAUUAUGCUUGUGCUGUACUCAGUGUUGUUAGGGUCGCGGGGCGCACCGGGUCGAUGAGGUGAAAAUUCGGGUCGCGGGUCGACGAGUCGACGGGGUCGAGAGACGCACAAAGCUAGGUAGAGCAUCAGCAACCCUUCUUUGAGAAUCAGGUGCUUCUGUUGGCGUGGUUAGUAUGAAGCAAAGAAGUGUCUCAUGAGCCCUUCCAGUUUCAUUUAUAUCUGUUAAUUGUCUUAUUGCCAUGGGAUCACUGCGUAGGAGUUAAUAGUAGAUCAACAGACAAGCCAUUAGCAAUUGCAAGCUCAGCUGAUAGAAGUGAUGAGCUGUGGAAAGUGAAGUCUGUUAUUGUAUACUUUCCUCACUGCGAUGUGUGUUGUUUGAUGCUUUGGGUUGGUUGACUGGAACGACAAUCUCUGCAAGGGGUGGCAAAUGAUGAUAGCAGCUUCAGACUGAAACUUUUGUCUCCUGCCGACUGCUUCUCAUUUGCUCUCCUUUUGGCUUGGGAAACUUGCUUCCUGCUGCUACUUUGGUGAUUUGGCUGCUUCACAUCCGACUCUCUCCUGUUCCGAGGAAUUUGUAGGAAACUCUCCAAAGGUACUCUCUUAGAAGCUCGAUGCCGUGAACUCCGUAUUGUAGUCGCUUGCUGGUAGUUUGAAAUUGACUUACCAGGUGAACAGUUGUUUGGGCUCACAAUCAUCGAGCCAACAUUGGAGCAGCUGAAUUGGAACUCCUCCUGGUCUUCUUUCUUUUCUUUUGAGCUGAUGAGGCCUGCAAAAGAAAGCGACUCGCUCGAGGGGAAAUCUGCUGCAACAUCUGGGAACACUUUCUUCGGCAUGGUGAAUUACUGGACUUGUGUUGACAGAUAGGUAAGCUUGCCAUAAUUGUGGGCUUUAUAUGCAAAGCUAGGAUCCGAUAUUUUAAUUUUUCCUUUAAUUUUGUGAUUUGAGGUUUUCCUUCCCAGAGUAAUAGAGAACUAUUGCAUUA
Messenger RNA from Salvia splendens (bonfire salvia), 2855 nucleotides. RefSeq lists its product as uncharacterized. The transcript is spliced from 8 exons. The coding region runs from base 97 to 855 and encodes 252 amino acids. Lineage: Eukaryota; Viridiplantae; Streptophyta; Magnoliopsida; Lamiales; Lamiaceae. The record is from RefSeq and is a predicted model, not a curated record.